Molecule: messenger RNA, 2840 nt
Organism: Gadus macrocephalus (Pacific cod)
Lineage: Eukaryota; Metazoa; Chordata; Actinopteri; Gadiformes; Gadidae
Gene: slc22a31
Product: solute carrier family 22 member 31
Exons: 9
Coding region: 156-2204 (682 amino acids)
Biological process (GO): transmembrane transport
Cellular component (GO): membrane
Molecular function (GO): transmembrane transporter activity
Source: RefSeq, a predicted model, not a curated record
AAAAAAAUUAGUUAACACAAGACAUUAUCACCUCGUUGUAACAUAUUUGGUUAAGUGGGGAACACGCUUUCUCAGUUGUCUGACCCAAUUAUCCAGGGUCUGUUUUCUACAGCGGUCCUUCUAACGAAGACGAGAGAUGACCAACCGGUCUAUUAAUGAACAUCCCCUUUCACUCCCGCCCCUUGGGAAGCUGUUCUCCAGGUCCUCCUACAUGUGCAUCGUGUGGCAGCUCUUCCCAGCGGAUUGUCUGUGGCUCCAUCAGUGUUCUAUUCAACAUGGACUAUGAGACCAAGGUGUAUCCCAGGUCUGGCGGCUAUGGAAAGUUCAACCGGCUGGUAGUCUUGUUCAGCUGGUUCCCAACCUUUGCGGUCAUGCUGAAUCUUUUCUGCGACAUUUUCUACACUUUGAUACCGGAAUUGUACCACUGCAAACCGGACCCUCGGCUGCUGCCCUCGUGUUUCCAAUUCAGCAACUACUCCAAGCAAGGGUACCUCAACAUCACCAUCCCCUGGGUCAACGGCAGCAGACGCAGCCACUGUCAACUGUUUAAAUACCCGAGAAAUGUCUCGGUUUUUAACGAGAACCUCCCAAAGCAGAAGGUGUCUUGCACCAGGGGAUGGGAGUACACACAUUCUGCUGGACUCAACAGAAACUACGUGACAGAGUGGGACCUGGUGUGCGGAGACUACUGGAAGGUUCCUCUGCAGCACCUUUGCUUCAUGGCAGGGUGGAUCUUCGGAUAUGUUCUUCUGGGGACGCUGUGUGACUGGGUGGGUCGUCGGCGGGGGUUUCUAAUCUCCGUCAGUCUGAGCAGUGUGCUGGGCGUGGCACUCUGCAUCGCCAACAACCCUGUGGUCUUUCUCCUGCUGCGUCUGGCACAGGGAGCCAUGCUGGCUGGGGUCCUGCUGGCCUCCUAUAUUUCUAGGCUGGAGGUGUGCGACCCCCCUAAUCGCCUAAUAGUCGCCAUGAUCGGUGGGUUCUUCGGGGUGGGGGCAGAGCUCCUGUUGCCGGUUUUAGUCGUCCUAUGCCGUGAUUGGAAAAUUCUCCAGGCCGUCGCGACGCUGCCCCUCAUCCUGCUGCUCUCCUACUGGUGUUGUGAGUCAGUGUUUCCAGAGUCUCCCCGCUGGCUGCUGUCCACUUCCCAGCUUCACCAGGCCAAGAGGUCCCUCCGGAUGUUCUCCUCCGGGAAUGCACUCUGUCUCCGAGACGAGAACCAGCCGGGGGAGCGCCUAUUGGCUGACAUGGACUCUGUGUAUGGGGACAACUGCCAGCCGGAGUUCCACACAGUCCUGGAGCUCCGACAGACCCGUGUCGUCUGGAGGAACUGUCUGAUUCUCAGCUUCACUCUCUUUAUUGGGACAGGUAUACAGUAUUGCUUCAAAAGGAACCUGCCCAGCUUUACCACAAACUUCUACUUCACCUACUUCUUGAGGGUCCUCACCAGAGCUCUGAGCUGCCUCUUCCUCUGUUUCACUGUCAACCGCUUCGGUCGCCGCAGCAUCCUGCUUCUAUCUGCCAUCAUCACCGGGCUGUCCUCCCUUCUCCUGCUGGCACUCACACUAUACCUGCAUGACGGUCUCCUCAUGGUCCUGUCUGUUUUGGGUCUGCUCUCCUCUCAGGCCCUGGCAAUGCUCAGUUUGCUCUUCGCCAGCGAGGUCAUGCCCACAGUCAUACGUGGUGGCUGUCUGGGCCUGGUGUUCGCCGCGGGCUGCGUGGGCAUCGCCGCCUCCUCUCUGAUGGAGCUCCAGAACAACGCCGGCUACUUUCUGCACCACGUCAUCUUUGCUUCCUUCGCCGUGCUCUCCGUGCUCUGCAUCAUGCUGCUGCCUGAGAGCAGGCGGAAGCCCCUCCCCGACUCGCUGGACGACGGCGAGAGCUGGCGCCGCCCGCCCCUCUUCCUUUUGCGCAGUGAACGGGACAGCCUGCUGCUGCUGCUGCCCACAAAUCCUCCGCCCCCAGAGUACAAUGCUAGCAGCUACUCAUGCCUUCUGACGGCCACUCACCGCAUGCUGUGCAAGGGGGAAAUACCGUUAAAGAUGGCCGUUCCCGCACAGUCGUCAUCGCCAACACCGCCGCCGCUGGAAGUUGGCGAGCGAGUUGAGGAGGGAUCAUGGGAUUCCAGCUUCGUUGAGGGAGAAGAUAUUCAACCCCUCAACCCCUCUCUAGGUCUCUUGGACUCGCUGUCCAUGUCUGAAGAUAUCUGAAUGGUCCAGACCGACGAUUAUCCGUCAUCCGAUCAGACAGUGGUGUGGUAGAGAGGACUAGCUGCUUGCAAUAUCAGCCAGCGGAACUUUGGGUGGUCCCCUCAACAGCACAAGAGAGAGAAUCCUUGUGCUUACCAUCAUUUGCUCUUGUAGGUAUGAGAGAGAGAAUCAUCAGAACCCUCCAGAAUGCUGUACACAAAACUUGAGCACUUAAUUAAUGACAUCGCUUUCCUCUCAUCUGUCGGUGUCUCUUUCCGUCUUUCUGUAGCCUGUAUCUGUCUAUGUGCCGCUGUGAUUGAAUGUCUGUCCAUAUUUCUAAUUGUGUGUGUGUAUAUAUCUUGUCUCCUAUUUUGUUGUCAUGUCUGCAUAUUUGUCUGUUUGUCGAGAUAUCUCAACCUCUGUCUGCCUCUAAGUUUGUCUGUCUGUCCAGUGACGGGGCCUAAGGGUGUUAGCUAGCUAUAUGCUUAUGCUAUGGCAGAACUUCCUGACGAGCUAGUCAUCAAUAGCAACGUUGCUUCGAAAGAAAAUGUCUUGUCUUUUUUGUUAGAAAUAGUGUGUUGUUCUGUAGGUGUUGAUUAUAGUUGGGAUACACUCAAUCCUAUUCUUCCACUGUAAAUAUAUUGAAUCUCAAUCAUG